AUGGCAGAAACAAAAACAGAUGGUCCAAGAAUCGAAAUGCUCAAAAAUUUGCAAGUAAAAAUCCCAAUACAAGUGGGCAACCGGAUCCUCCACACACCUUUGCUGGUGUAUUGGGUAUUGCUCAUGCAUCAUCCCCUUCUCAUAGUUUUUUUGGACCUGCUGCUACUGUUUUUCCGCCGCCUGUUCCAUCUUAUAAUGUUGUUCCGCCUGCUCUGCCUUAGCAACAUCCUUUCCUGCCAUCGCCACCUGGUUCAACAGUUGCUGUGCAUCAGCAGCCUUCCAGCUUUGGUCCAUCACCUCUACAAUACCUCGGCCAGCAACACUUGCAGCCACCAGUUGGUCAGCACUCUCAGCUGCACCCUCAAGCUUCUCCACAGCUUCGACAGUCGAGUUACUCCCAACAACAAUCACCCUCGGCUUCUUCUUUUGGGGGUCACCCACAAGCUACACCACCACUUCACAGAUUUAGCAUCGGUGUUUCAGGCUAUGUCAGUUCAACAAACUCCUGACAACAACUUCUACAUGGAUUCCGGGGCGAGCUCGAUAUGUCCUUGUAUUCCGGAUUUUAAAACAGGUGCUUCCAUUCAGCGUUGUGACAGUGUUGGUGAUCUCUACCCUAUUGUCUCGUCUCCUCCUUCAGCUACCACCUAUGUUGCAGUAUCUCUUCCCACGUGGCAUCGGCGUCUUGGCCAUCCUGGCUCCUCUAUCUUAAACUUGGGAAGCAUUGUCGAUUACCUUUCUCAUCUUCUACUACUAAAACUUCUCGUUUAUUUGAAUUAG
Molecule: messenger RNA, 780 nt
Organism: Lactuca saligna
Lineage: Eukaryota; Viridiplantae; Streptophyta; Magnoliopsida; Asterales; Asteraceae
Source: the annotation of a GenBank genome assembly